Molecule: messenger RNA, 1506 nt
Organism: Saxophila tyrrhenica
Lineage: Eukaryota; Fungi; Ascomycota; Dothideomycetes; Mycosphaerellales; Extremaceae
Gene: ALD5
Product: aldehyde dehydrogenase (NAD(P)(+)) ald5
Exons: 4
Coding region: 1-1506 (501 amino acids)
Molecular function (GO): aldehyde dehydrogenase (NAD+) activity
Source: RefSeq, a predicted model, not a curated record
AUGUCCGGAGACCACCCGUUGAGCGUCACGGUCGAGACCCCGACUGCCGGCAAGUACGAGCAGCCAACUGGCCUCUUCAUCAACAAUGAGUUCGUAAAGGCCCAGGACGGCAAGACCUUCGAGGUCAUCAACCCCACCGACGAGAGCGUCACCUGCUCCGUCUACGAGGCCACCGAGAAGGAUGUCGACAUCGCCGUGUCGGCCGCCCGCAAGGCCUUCGAGGGCCCCUGGAGGAAGGAGACGCCCGAGAACCGCGGCAAGGUCCUCGUCAAGCUCGCCGACCUGUUCGAGAAGAACCUCGACCUCCUGGCGUCCGUGGAGGCGCUCGACAACGGCAAGGCUGUCAGCAUGGCCAAGGUCGACAUCGGCAUGGCUGCGGGCUGCUUGAGGUACUACGGCGGCUGGGCCGACAAGAUUGAGGGCAAGGUCACCGACACUGGCCCUGAUACCUUCAACUACAUCAAGAAGGAGCCUAUUGGUGUCUGCGGGCAGAUCAUUCCAUGGAACUUCCCUCUUCUCAUGUGGUCGUGGAAGAUCGGCCCCGCCAUCGCCUGCGGCAACACCGUCGUCCUUAAGACCGCCGAGCAGACUCCCCUCGGCGGCCUGGUCGCGGCCAAGCUCGUCAAGGAGGCCGGCUUCCCACCAGGCGUCAUCAACGUCAUCUCCGGCUUCGGCAAGACGGCCGGCGCGGCCAUCGCCUCGCACAUGGACGUCGACAAGGUCGCCUUCACCGGCUCGACCGUCACGGGCCGCACCAUCCUCAAGGCCUCCGCCGGCUCGAACUUGAAGAAGGUCACGCUCGAGCUCGGCGGCAAGUCGCCCAACAUUGUCUUCGACGACGCCGACAUCGACAACGCCAUCUCGUGGGUCAACUUUGGCAUCUUCUUCAACCAUGGCCAGUGCUGCUGUGCCGGGUCCAGGAUCUACGUGCAAGAGGGCAUCUACGACGAGUUCAUCAAGCGCUUCAAGGAGCGUGCGCAGAAGAACGUUGUCGGUGACCCCUUUGCCAAGGACACGUUCCAGGGCCCGCAGGUGUCGCAGCUGCAGUUUGACCGUAUCAUGGGCUACAUCAAGGCCGGCAAGGAAGCCGGCGCCAAGGUGGAAAUCGGCGGCAACCGCAAGGGCGACAAGGGCUACUUCAUCGAACCCACCAUCUUCUCCAACGUCACCGAGGAUAUGAAGAUCAUGCAAGAGGAAAUCUUCGGCCCCGUCUGCUCCAUCUCCAAGUUCAAGACGAAGGACGAAGUCAUCGCCACCGGCAACAAGACCACCUACGGCCUGGCCGCCGCCGUGCACACGCGGAACCUGAACACCGCGAUUGAAGUGAGCAAUGCGUUGAAGGCGGGCACGGUGUGGGUGAACACGUACAACACGCUGCAUCACCAGAUGCCGUUUGGUGGGUACAAGGAGAGCGGACAGGGACGGGAGUUGGGCGAGGCGGCGUUGGAUAACUACACGCAGACGAAGACGGUGAGUAUUCGGUUGGGGGAUGCGUUGUUCGGUUAG